UUCCACCCUCCCUGUGCUUCCAUUUGAAAAUGCAGCAAAGUUGAUAAGGCAACACCGACCCGGAGAACUUCAGAGAAAUGGCGAACCUAAGGACCGCAAUGGACUCUGCCUUCUGGGAUCUCAACGUUUCUUCUCCUCGAACCAUUGAUGGGUGUGCCAAGGCCGUUCCCGGCGACCCCUUUCCAAUGGACGCUACCGUCUCAAGCAAAGCUCUUCGUAUUCAGCAGUUCUCAUGCUUCAGAAAUGGCUUUCCUUUGGGGAUAGUUCCUUGCCUCUCUCCCACUUCUCAAAAGAGCCUUGGUUCCUUAUCUCUUCAGUCUCUCGCACUUAAAGUCUCCAAUCAUCCCUGGUGGCUUGGGCUGAUUGGACAGUUCCGUCCCAGGAAAUUGUUUGCUGACAUCAAGAAUGAAAUCUCUAAUGCUGAAGAAUUCGAGCUCUCCACAGUCAAGGAUGUCGCAAAGCAUUUUAUUGACAAGUCACUCUUUUCAUUUGGAUUAUUCUCACAGUAUUCUGUUUCUGACUCUACAUCCAUUCUACUUUCCAUGGAGGGUCAUGGUGAGAAAAAAAGAGGUCGCAACAAAAUGAUGAUUUACCACCAGCUUCCUGAUCAUGACAUCACAUUGGAGGCUGCAUGGCCUCAACUAUUCAUUGACCACAAAGGAAAUUACUGGGAUGUGCCUGAGUCCAUAUCCCUUGAUUUGUCAUCCCUAAAGUCUGAUUCUGGACUCCGAUAUCGUUUUGGGAUACAUAAAAAUGGUGGUUAUCCUGAGGCAGUAAAUGCCAUAGACGGCAUCCCACCACUUUCAUUGCUGCCUGGGUUGUGCGCUAAGGCUGCCUUUUCUUAUGAGAAGAUCAAGUACCUCUGGAAAGACAAUGAGGUUGCAGAAAGUCUCAAGCAAACAAUAGAUAAGCCUGCUACUUCUUAUCCCUAUGAUGUGCGUCUUAUGGAACCUCAGUCAGCAAUAUCUGGAAUUAUUGGUGGUGCCUGCACUGCCUGGAUUUGGGAUGAGAGGAGCUAUUCAAGCGUUGAUUCAAGAGAAGAUCUGGAAAUGUCAAGACCGAGCAUGAGGUCUCCAUUGAGCGGCGAUUUAUUUGGUUCGGUUUGCUAUACUUUCCAGCACGGAAAAUUUACAAAUGAUUAUGGCGAUUUGACAAGGUUAGACGCUCGUCUAGAUAUUUGCUCAGCUUCAGGCUUUGCCAAGAAGGUUUUGAAUGGUAUAAGAAGUUAUGCUGAUGUUAAUGAACUUCCAUCAGCCUCACCUCGGCUAAAUUUAACCUUUCAACAGCAGGUCGCUGGGCCGAUCAUCUUCCGGACAGAUUCCAGAAUAUCCCUUGAAUCUUUCUCCAAGAUGUUUCAGAUGGAGGAUUAUGUUUGCAGCCUGAGCUACUCCUUCAGGAUGUUGCAGUCUGGUAAGGUUGUUGCUUGGUAUUCUCCAAAGAGGAAAGAAGGAAUGGUCGAGUUGCGUCUAUUUGAAUUCUAAAGCACUUGUAGUCCUCACUGUCAGCUCUUUUUCAUGUAAGAAUUUUGCAGUUGGAAGUUAGCCCAUUUGUUUAUUAUUUUGCUUAUGCACAGCUGUAGUGUUCUAGGUUAAGUUAACAUCAUUUAUUGGUUAAGCCAUAAUUGGUAAUUAUUAACUCCCCCAAAAAA
Neltuma alba is the source of this 1648-nucleotide messenger RNA. RefSeq names its product protein TRIGALACTOSYLDIACYLGLYCEROL 4, chloroplastic. NCBI's taxonomy places the organism in Eukaryota, Viridiplantae, Streptophyta, Magnoliopsida, Fabales, Fabaceae. Gene Ontology annotation, molecular function: phosphatidic acid binding. The record is from RefSeq and is a predicted model, not a curated record. Gene Ontology annotation, biological process: acylglycerol transport; ER to chloroplast lipid transport. The transcript has 5 exons. The coding region runs from base 78 to 1481 and encodes 467 amino acids. Gene Ontology annotation, cellular component: chloroplast envelope.